GCUCUAACCAUGGAAUAUUGGGAUUGUCCCAUUCUAUGAAGGAGGUUUGCCGGUCGCAACAGGAAUAUUCAUGAACAUGGAGGGGUUGGUCAUGUUCCAGGAUCUGUUUAUAGACUUCUCUCAGGAGGAAUGGGAGUGCCUGGACGCUGCUCAGAAGGACUUAUACAGAGAUGUAAUGAUGGAGAACUACAGCAGCCUGGUCUCACUAGGUCUGUGUAUCCCAAAGCCUGAUGUGAUUUCCUUACUGGAGCAAGGGAAAGAGCCCUGGAUGGUUUCAAGGGACGUGCUGGGAGGAUGGUGCCCAGACUCGGAGUUUAGAUGUAAGACCAAAGAUUCAUGUUUGCCAAAAGAAAUCUAUGAAGUAACAUCAUCUCAGUGGGUGAGAAUGGAAAAAUGUCACAGCCUUGUGGGCUCCAGUGUCAGAGAUGACUGGGAAUGCAAAGGCCAGUUUCAGCACCAAGAUAUAAAUCAGGAACGAUAUUUGGAAAAAGCAAUAAUGACUUACGAGAAAACGCCAACUUUCUGCCUACAGACAUCUCUCACUCUGCAUCAUCAGAUUAAUCCUGGAGAGAAACUGUAUAAAUCCAUAGAAUGUAUGGCUUUUAAGAAUGGCUCAGAACUUACACAACAGCAAGAAACCCAUACUGGUGAAAAACUCUAUAAAUGUAAGGAGUGUGGGAAGGCCUUUUGUCAUUUUUCCUAUUUUGUUAAACAUCAGAGAAUUCAUACUGGGGAAAAGCCCUAUGCAUGUAAAGAAUAUGGAAAAGCUUUUAUUUCUGGCUCACAUCUUAUUCAACACCAGAAAAUAUAUAUAGAUGAGAGACCUCAUGAGUGUCAGGAAUCUGUGAAGGCCUUUAGACCAUCUAUGCACCUUAUUCAACAUCGGAGAAUUCAUACUAGUGACAAACCUUAUGAAUGUAAAGAAUGUGGGAAAUCUUUUACUUCUGGCUCAACACUAAAUCAACAUCAGCAGAUUCACACUGGUGAGAAACCCUAUCAUUGUAAGCAAUGUGGAAAAUCUUUUACUGUUGGCUCAACACUAAUUCGACACCAGCGAAUUCACACUGGUGAGAAACCAUAUGAUUGUAAGGAAUGUGGAAAAUCUUUUGCUUCAGGCUCAGCACUAAUUCGACAUCAGCGAAUUCACACUGGUGAGAAACCCUAUGACUGUAAGGAAUGUGGAAAAUCUUUUACUUUUCACUCAGCACUAAUUCGACAUCAGCGAAUUCACACUGGUGAGAAACCCUAUGAUUGUAAGGAAUGCGGAAAAUCUUUUACUUUUCACUCAGGGUUAAUUGGACACCAGGUAAUUCACACUGGUGAGAAACCUUAUGAUUGUAAAGAAUGUGGGAAAUCUUUUACUGCUGGCUCAACACUAAUUCAACAUCAGCGAAUUCACACUGGUGAGAAACCCUAUGAUUGUAAAGAAUGUGCAGCACUACUUCAACAUCAGCGAAUUCACACUGGUGAGAAACCCUAUUGUUGUAAGGAAUGUGGAAAAUCUUUUACUUUUCGCUCAACACGCAAUCGACACCAGCGAAUUCACACUGGUGAGAAACCCUAUGAUUGUAAAGAAUGUGGAAAAUCUUUUGCUUCUGGCUCAGCACUACUUCAACAUCAGCGAAUUCACACUGGUGAGAAACCCUAUCAUUGUAAGGAAUGUGGAAAAUCUUUUACUUUUCGCUCAGGGCUAAUUGGACAUCAGGCAGUUCACACUGGUGAGAAACCCUAUGAUUGUAAAGAAUGUGGAAAAUCUUUUACUUCUCGCUCAGCACUAAUUCAACAUCAGCGAAUUCACACUGGUGAGAAACCCUAUCACUGUAAGGAAUGUGGAAAAUCUUUUACUGUUGGCUCAACAUUAAUUCAACAUCAGCAAAUUCACACUGGUGAGAAACCCUAUGAUUGUAAGGAAUGUGGGAAGGCCUUUAGACUUCGUUUACGACUUACUCAACAUCAACAAAUCCAUACUGGUGAGAAACCGUAUCAAUGUCAGGAAUGUGGGAAAGCCUUUAUCAGUGUCUCAGGACUCACCCAACAUCACAGAAUUCACACUGGUGAGAAACCCUAUGAAUGUCCGGAAUGUGGAAAGGCCUUUAGACAGCGUACAUACCUUAAUCAACAUCAGAGAAUUCAUACUGGUGAGAAACCUUAUGAAUGUAAAGAAUGUGGGAAAUCUUUUACUUUCUGCUCAGGACUAAUUCAACAUCAGCAAAAUCACACUGGUGAGAAACCCUGUGAUUGUAAGGAAAGUGGGAAAUCUUUUACUUCUCACUCAACACUAAUUCAACAUCAGCAAAUUCACACUGGUGAGAAACCCUAUGAUUGUAAGGAAUGUGGAAAAUCUUUUACUUCUCACUCAACACUAAUUCAACAUCAGCAAAUACACACUUGUGAGAAGCUCUAUGAUUGUAAGGAAUGUGGGAAAUCUUUUGCUUCUCAUUCAACACUAAUUCAACAUCAGCGAAUUCACACUGGUGAGAAACCCUAUCAUUGUAAGGAAUGUGGGAAAUCUUUUACUCUCCGCUCAGCACUAAUUCAACAUCGGCCAAUUCACACUGGUGAGAAACGCUACAGUUGUAAAGAAUGUGGGAAAUCUUUUACUUGUCACUCAACACUAAUUGAACAUCAGCGAAUUCACACUGGUGAGAAACCCUAUCAUUGUAAGGAAUGUGGAAAAUCUUUUACUUUUCGCUCAGCAAUAAUUCAGCAUCAGCGAAUUCACACUGGUGAGAAACCCUACGAUUGUAAGGAAUGUGGGAAGGCCUUUAGACGUCGUUCAAAACUUACUCAACAUCAACGAAUCCAUACUGGUGAGAAACCUUAUCAAUGUCAUGAAUGUGGGAAAGCCUUUGUCCGUUUCUCAGGACUCACAAAACAUCACAGUAUUCACACUGGCGAGAAACCCUAUGAAUGUAAGACAUGUGGGAAGUCCUUCAGACAGCGUACACACCUUACUCUACAUCAGAGAAUUCAUACCGGUGACAGACCUUAUGAAUGUAAAGAAUGUGGGAAGUCUUUUACUUGCGGCUCAGAACUAAUUCGACAUCAGCGAACUCACACUGGUGAGAAACCUUAUGAUUGUAAGGAAUGUGGGAAGGCCUUUAGAUGUCCUUCACAACUUAGUCAACAUAAACGAAUCCAUACUGGUGAGAGAACUUAUCAAUGUCCAGAAUGUGGGAAAGCCUUUUUCUAUGCCUCAGGACUCAGCCGACAUCAGAGUAUUCACACUGGCGAGAAACCCUAUGAAUGUAAGACAUGUGGGAAGGCCUUUAGACAACUUACACAGCUUACUCGACAUCGGAGAAUUCAUGACCUAACAUAAUUAACGUAGGAAACCGUUCUCAUGCCAUUUGUCAUGGAUCAUCAGCAGAUUCCAUAUGUGGGUCAAAUACAAUGGAUGUGGGAAUUCCUUUUACUUCAUAUUCACUUUUUCCAGAAUUAGGACCUUUUUUUUUUUUUUUUUUGAGACGGAGUCUCGCUGUCGCCCAGGCUGGAGUGCAGUGGCACUAUAUUGGCUCACUACAAGCUCCGCCUCCUGGGUUCAUGCCAUUCUCCUGCCUCAGCCUCCCAAGUAGCUGGGACUACAGGCAUCUGCCACCAUGCCCAGCUAAUUUUUUUGUUUUUCUAUUUUUAGUAGAGACAGAGUUUCACUGUGUUAGCCAGGAUGGUCUCGAUCUCCUGACCUCGUGAUCCACCCAACAAAAUUAGGACAUUUAAUACUAAAAGAAAUUGAUAAUGAGUGUAGAUGAGUUUUCUAUCAUGAUUCAAAGCUUGUUGAAGUUAUACAAAUUCAUAUUAGAGAAUGUGGUCAAUGACAAAAGACAACCAUUUACCACCUAUGUGACAUUAGGCUAAUUAUGUAAAUUCUCUGUGCCAAAAUUACUAAUUGGUAAAAUGUUGAUGGUAAUAGUUGUUUUUGUCUUUUGUUUUGUUUUGAGACAGAGUCUUGCUCUGUUGCCCAGGCUGGAGUGCAGUGGCGCUAUCUUGGCUCACUGCAACCUCUGCCUCCCAGGUCCAAGUUAUUCUCCUGCCUCAGCCUCCUGAGUAGCUGAGAUUACAGGCAUGCGCCAGCAUGCUGGGCUAAUUUUUGUAUUUUUAGUAGAGACGGGGUUUUAUUGUGUUGGUCAGGGUGGUCUCAAGCUCCUGACCUUGUGAUCCCCCCGCCUCAGCCUCCUAAAGUGCUGGGAUUACAGGCGUGAGCCACUGUGCCUGGCUAGUAAUAGUUUUUUU
Mandrillus leucophaeus (drill) is the source of this 4230-nucleotide messenger RNA. It is a transcript of the gene ZNF850, whose product is annotated as zinc finger protein 850. Gene Ontology annotation, biological process: regulation of transcription by RNA polymerase II. Gene Ontology annotation, molecular function: RNA polymerase II transcription regulatory region sequence-specific DNA binding; DNA-binding transcription factor activity, RNA polymerase II-specific. The record is from RefSeq and is a predicted model, not a curated record. Gene Ontology annotation, cellular component: nucleus. Lineage: Eukaryota; Metazoa; Chordata; Mammalia; Primates; Cercopithecidae.